CUGUGGUGGGCAGCUCACAACCACUUGUAAUUCCACCUCCAGGGGACCUGACCCCCAUCUGACCUGCCCUCAGGUAACACAUAUCACUCUCCCCCAUAUACAUAAUUAAAAAUCAAAAAUAACUUUAGUUAGACCAAUUAGUAAUGUAUAUUCCUUCAACACUGAAGAUGACAGUGGGAACAUGGAUCUGUUUGGAGAUAUAGAUGACAUUUCCUCAGAGAGCGAUGAGGACCAGCAAGCACCUACUCCAAGACAGCCUGUUACCUGUGUCUGCCACUCGCAGAGCACAGCUGGAACCUUUGGAGUGUCUUGGAAACAGCAGCUGGAACGCCGCGUCUUUGAAACCAGAGUGAAAAUAGCAGUUCCCAGCAUCAACUCGGACUUGGGAAAUGAACUGUAUUUUGUUAAAUUACCCAGGUUUCUCAGGAUAGAUCCUAAACCAUUUGAUCCUCAGUAUUAUGAAGAUGAAUUUGAAGAUGAGAACGUGCUCUGUGAGGAAGACAAAGCUAGGUUAAAAUUGAAGGUGGAAAAUACUAUACGCUGGAGGAUCUGCCGGGAUCAAGAAGGUUUUAAAACUAAAGAAAGCAAUGCUCGGAUAGUCAAGUGGUCAGAUGGAAGCAUGUCCCUGCAUUUAGGCAAGGAAGUGUAUGAUAUCUACAAAACCCCACUGCAGGACAAUCGAAACCACCUGUUUAUCCGGGAAGAUACUGGUCUCCGUGGUCAGGCCAUCUUUCAGUCCAGACUUACCUUUAGACCUUACUGUACAGACAGGGCCACAUACAAGAAGAUGACCCUUUCAUUUGGGAACAGAAGUUCAAAGACACAGAUCAGAAUUCUCCCGAUGGCUGAUCAUGAUCCUGAGUGGCUAUGCCCAGAUUUGAUCAAGAUGCAGAAAAAAGAACUGAGGGUAUCUACUCCCCGGAAAGUCCGUCUGCGGAGGAAGAGCCGGAUGCAGAGGCAGAAGCAGCAGCAGCGUCCAGGUCGGAGUUCCACCAUCCAGAAGCCUAACCAUGUUGUCGAAGAGGAGGUGGAGGAAGAAGAUGAGGAAGGCAAGGCCUCCAGCGAGGUUACCACUAAAAGCCGUUACCAGGGCGCAGCCAAAAAGAACCAAGCCAUGUCUUCUUCAGAUUGCAAUCAUGAGGGACCAGGGGAAGAAAAAGCCAGAGGAUUACUCAAAGCAAAGAGAUUCAGGAGUGACCGAGGAGACAAACCCUCCAGAAGAAGACAAAGAAGAAAGAGGAGAGCUGAGCUGUAGCUCUGCACUGGUGUCCAGCACAGUCGAGUUGUUAGACCCCUGUUUGUGCUGGGACUGAAUCUCGGGCUUGGUGUGUGCUGAACUGCUUCCUACUACUUAGGUACAUCCCUAGCCCAUCAAAUCUAUCCAAGACAGAACAAUCCCUUUGACCUACAUGAAACAGUGAGAUGGGCUAUGCAGAAAACCCCUAGAUUCCAUUUUCAUUUCAUGUAUGUAUGUAUGCAUGUAUUAUGCAUCUUUUGUUUUGUUUUGA
Molecule: messenger RNA, 1508 nt
Organism: Mus caroli (Ryukyu mouse)
Lineage: Eukaryota; Metazoa; Chordata; Mammalia; Rodentia; Muridae
Product: RNA polymerase-associated protein LEO1-like
Biological process (GO): positive regulation of transcription elongation by RNA polymerase II; transcription elongation by RNA polymerase II
Cellular component (GO): Cdc73/Paf1 complex; nucleus
Molecular function (GO): RNA polymerase II C-terminal domain phosphoserine binding
Source: RefSeq, a predicted model, not a curated record